CCCACCAAAACCACACACAAACAUAACCCUAACCGGUUUCCCAGCCCGCUUCCUUAUCUUUGCCAAUCUGGCAAAGCCUCUACAGCAUAUGCAGGCACUUUUGGAAUCCUUAUAUGAAAAAUCUAUUUUGCUAGUCAAGAAUAAAAGGUUCCUUUUUGGUGGUCAAAGUCAAGAGGUGGAUGCAAGCCCUGGGCACAUGCUCCUUGUCUGUUAUGGGUUUGCCUCAUAUCGAUCAGAUUUGGGAGUAGCCUUAUGUGCUUCAAGGCCUACCUCAAGGCUCAAGUAGAAGAUUGUCUUCUGGAUUAUUUGUGCGCAUACGUAGGCCUGUAUUAGACCAUUCGAUCGCUUUUGGGCACAUCUACUUUUUAAUUCUAAACUUAUCGAUGAGUCCUUUUAUAUGGUCCGGAAAAAAAGGGUGUUCCUUAAAGAUAUGCGCAGUAUAGGAGACAUGAUACAGGCGAAGAAGAAUCGUACAACGCUGAACUUGUGGACUGGAGGAAAGAUGAAUCGAUAAAGAAACAGUUGAAUAUCAAUGAAGAGCAAAUAUACGGAAGCGAUAAUGAGGGUCAACAUAAUGAACCUAAGAGCAAACGAAGACGGACAGCCAAUGAAAAUAAAGAACACUCCUUAGUAAAGGCAUUUGAACCUCAUUGCUCUGGUGGCGACCAAAAAGGUCAUCCAUCCAUAACAAGCUCGUCAACAUCCAGAACACAGAAAACGCCAACCAUGGCAAACAUGCAACCAUCAGGAAACAUGCAGCCAGCUACAGAAAACGUGCAACCAUCCUUUGCAAGCAUGCAACCAGCUCCAACAAAUAUGCAACCAUCCUUAUCGAACUCAAAAGCAACAAUAUUGAACAUACAACCAUCCAUACCAACACUUCCCCCAUCGACACUCGACUUGCACCCAUUCAUGACAAGUCUGCUACCAUCCAUACCAAGUCAGCCCCCAUUGAACCCAGCCACGCCUUCACAAGACUGCAGCUGGCGCCGCGAGCUUUUCGACAUCAUGCACGUGAUCUACCAUGAGCAGCAAACGAUACGUGCCCACCAAGUGACGAUGUUCAACCAGCAGAAGCACAUCAUGGACCAGCAACAGGCACUCCUUCAGCGGGUGGACCUCAUGAACUCGCGCUUUAGCCUCCAUGUCCCAUCUAAUGUACACAACCCUGUACCAUCAGGCGUAAACAUACAAGGGUCGGCGCCAUCAGCACCCACCUCUACACCAUUAGGUGGAAGCAUACAAUGGUCAACUCCUGCAGUCCCUGGCGUAAACUUUAAAAGGUCAGCGCCAUCAACAGCCACCUCUGUACCUAUAGUGACAGCCUCUGUACCAUCAGGCGUCGACGUACAAGGGUCGGUGCCAACAGUGACAGCCUUUGUACCAUCAGGCGUCGACGUACAAGGGUCGGUGCCAACAGUGACAGCCUUUGUACCAUCAGGCGUCGACGUACAAGGGUCGGUGCCAACAGUGACGGCCUUUGUACCAUCAGGCGUCGACGUACAAGGGUCGGUGCCAACAGUGACGGCCUCUGUACCAUCAGGCGUCGACGUACAAGGGUCGGUGCCAACAGUGACGGCCUCUGUACCAUCAGGCAUCGACGUACAAGGGUCGGUGCCAACAGUGACAGCCUUUGUACCAUCAGGCGUCGACGUACAAGGGUCGGUGCCAACAGUGACGGCCUCUGUACCAUCAGGCGUCGACGUACAAGGGUCGGUGCCAACAGUGACAGCCUUUGUACCAUCAGGCGUCGACGUACAAGGGUCGGUGCCAACAGUGACGGCCUUUGUACCAUCAGGCACAGACAUACAGGGAUCAACUCCGAUAGACCUAACCAGCCAUGAUGAUGUCACAAGCAUCCCUAUCUUUAGAUCGAGAGAAACGAAAAAACAAGUAUCGACUGAUGCCAGCUUGUCCGACCAUACAGCGUCCACAGCCACUAAUUUAUCACCACCAGAGGCCACGAUACCUCCUAUUCCUACGGGGAUACUAAAGACGCUUAUACCAGAACCGGAACCAGAACCUGUUCCACAAGAUUUAGCCAAUGACAGCUUCCGAACAAUAUGCGAAAAUAUACAUAGGAAGUCCUAUUCACACGGUCACUUUGCCUCCAUGAUGGUGAAGGAGUUGUACCCAGUGGAGGAACGGGCUGGAAGGAAUUGCAGUGGGACUCGGGGCAAAAGGCAGUUGGACAUCGGGCGUUGAUCUCUUAUCAAGGCUGCUGUCUUUAAGUAUUUCGCUGUAGCUAUAGAAAACAGGGGGAAGAUCUGGGAAGAGUGUGUGGAACGGAUUGAUGAGAUGUUGAGGAGGAAAAAAUGCAAAAACACGUAGAAAAAAGACGACUGUUCUAUCUAUAAUUUUUAGUUUUUGUUAAAGCUUGUAAAUAAAGAGAGACUUUUGCUACCUUUUUGAUUGCCUAGUUACACGAAAUUACCCAUUCAGAUAAGUCAAUUUGUUACAAACAAAACUAUCGCCUGAAGGCUGGUCAUAAA
This is a messenger RNA of Nematostella vectensis (starlet sea anemone), 2492 nucleotides long. Its product is annotated as zonadhesin-like. The transcript is spliced from 3 exons. The record is from RefSeq and is a predicted model, not a curated record. The coding region runs from base 727 to 2205 and encodes 492 amino acids. NCBI's taxonomy places the organism in Eukaryota, Metazoa, Cnidaria, Anthozoa, Actiniaria, Edwardsiidae.